UCUCAUUGUGCAGCACUGGUCUUCCGUCGUCCGCGGCGGCGCACAGCCAUGCAGUGGGAAUUGCGCGGCAAAAGAAGGAGGCCGAAUUGUUGGAAGCGAUCAACGGAACCGGGGAGCACGUGGAUGUCGAGGAUGUAGCUGAUCAAAACAAUUCCUCGAGAAGUACUUCAAGCGCAAGCAAUGCCGAGCAAGAUCCUCUAGCUUCCGACGGUGACUCCAACGCAGAGCGACUAGAUGGAGGCUCCACUGGCGAGCAAGAGCCUUUGAGGGUUGAGGAAACAGACGGGCUCGCCGCAGCUACGAGUCAAGAGAUAGCGCGGGAUGCGCGUGUGGCGGGAAAAGCUUUAAACAAGCUUGAGAAGGAUGAACAUCCGGCUCCGUUGCCAAGCGACAAGUGGGACCCGGAUGUGAAGGGAAUAAAGACAAUGGAAAGCGGUGAUGAAAAAGUAAAAGCUGCAGUGGACGUUAAGGUUAACGACUUCACCCCAACGCAGAGUGUUGAUGCGAAUGGUUUAGGCGAAGGGAAGGCUCUCCACGCUGCAACGACGGCGGAUGCCGCAGUGUCGAAUGAUGACGCUGAGAACCCACAGGAGGACAAGGAAGCAGUUUACAUCGCUAGAGGGGCCGGCGUGGCGCCUCUUCCUCCAGAAAUUCCAUCUGGAGACCGACCGGAAAAACAGAAGAACAAGGUGAAGGCCGAAAAGAUAGGCAAAAACAAAAAGAACAAAAAGAAAAAGAAGGCGGCUGCCGGUGCUGGGAGUGCAGAGGCGGCUCCGUCGCCAGAAGACGCGCCUGAGACGAAAAAAUCCGGAAAACCA
Molecule: messenger RNA, 818 nt
Organism: Amoebophrya sp. A25
Lineage: Eukaryota; Dinophyceae; Syndiniales; Amoebophryaceae
Source: the annotation of a GenBank genome assembly